AUGAAUAGUGGAAAAGCGAGAGUACCAAAAUGCGCUAGAUGCCGUAAUCAUGGCUUGAUCUCCAGUCUCCGUGGUCAUAAGAAAGCUUGUGCUUAUCGCAACUGCCAGUGUCCUAAGUGUGGCUUGAUCAAAGAACGACAGAGGAUUAUGGCGGCUCAGGUGGCGUUAAAAAGGCAACAAGCGGCAGAGGAUAAAAUUGCUCUUCAUUUAGCGUCAGUGGAGAGCGGGACGUCUUUGGAGGCUUUGCCACCGGGAAGAAUCUAUGGUAUGAGGGUCACGGGACCUUGCCAAAGUCCUGGGCCUGAGCCAGAUUCCGCUGCUGAUGAUCAUACUCCGAUUCACAUAGACAGUGAGACCAGUGAUUCUCUUCCUGACUGUUGUUCUCCUGAUUCAUCAGAUCGUACUCUGGGACUUCGGCCUUGCGGAACUACAAACGAAAAUUCCGAAAGUGCAAACCCGGUCAGUACAGCAAGUUUGGAAAUGUUAAAGAAGUUAUUUCCUGGAAAAAAGCGAUCAGUCCUCGAAUUGGUUCUACGAAGAUGCAACCACGACUUACUGCGAGCUGUUGAACAUUGCAAUGCUAUUCAGGGCUCCAAAGAAAAAUUGCCAACCAUAGUACCACCUUUGAGCUAUGAAUUGCCCAACCCAGAAGAACCUUCCAGAUGGUCAGCCUUCAGACCUGUAGGGCCUCGUACACCCUCGCUUAUGUCGGCUUUGGUUAUGGGCAGGGUAUGUGGGUCUGAUUGGUUGGUGCCUCUUCCUGCGUUACCAGCUCUGUCUGCUCCUCUACUAUUACCGUUCCAACACCCACAUGCCCCACCACCUUGCAACCCCUGUGCGCCUGAUUGUCGACAGUGUAACAGCCAUCAUUAG
Messenger RNA from Pieris macdunnoughi, 873 nucleotides. The record is from the annotation of a GenBank genome assembly. Lineage: Eukaryota; Metazoa; Arthropoda; Insecta; Lepidoptera; Pieridae.